Haliotis rubra (blacklip abalone) is the source of this 2907-nucleotide messenger RNA. RefSeq names its product uroporphyrinogen decarboxylase-like. Gene Ontology annotation, biological process: heme biosynthetic process. Lineage: Eukaryota; Metazoa; Mollusca; Gastropoda; Lepetellida; Haliotidae. Gene Ontology annotation, cellular component: cytosol. The record is from RefSeq and is a predicted model, not a curated record. Gene Ontology annotation, molecular function: uroporphyrinogen decarboxylase activity.
AAUUCCCAAAUAUAAUUUACCAAACGGGUGUUCGUCAGUCAAAGGGAGGUAACUCUAAUUUCUAUUCGUCAGCAUGGCGACUUCCAGUGAGGAACGUGUCCAGGAGUUUGCUCCCUUGAAGAAUGAUCUGCUGCUCCGUGCAGCUCGUGGUGAGAGGACAGAACGUGUUCCAGUGUGGGUCAUGAGGCAGGCAGGAAGAUAUCUCCCAGAAUACAAGGAAGCGAAGGGGGACAAGGCCUUCUUCGCUACCUGUCGAGAUGUGGAGCUUGUUAGUCGGUUGACAUUACAGCCAAUUGACAGGUUUGACCUUGAUGCAGCAAUUAUCUUCUCAGACAUCUUGGUUAUCCCCCUUGCCCUUGGACUGAAAUCACUCAACGAUCCAGGACAGGGCCCUGUAUUUGCCGACCCAAUAAAGAAGCCGGAAGACAUUGACCGCCUCAAUCCCAACUUUGACAUCAUCAAGGAACUUGGCUACGUCUAUGAGUGUAUCACCCUAACAAGACACAAGCUCCAAGGAAGAGUGCCAUUGUUUGGAUUCACAGGUGCUCCGUGGACACUGAUGAAAUAUAUGAUAGAAAAUCUCGGAGCAGGACCCAAUCCAAAUGCAGCCCGUCGAUUUCUGAUAGAAUAUCCUGAGGCAGGGAAAAUGUUGAAGAUUCUGACAGACGCCAUUGUCCGCCAUCUUGUGGAACAGGUUCGAGCUGGGGCUCAGAUUCUGCAGGUGUUUGACUCGAGCGGCGGAGAGCUUGGUCCAGGACUUUUCACCAAGUAUGAGCUUCCAUGUCUACAGGACAUCGCCUACAAGGUGAAGCAGGAGGUUAAACAGCAGGGGCUGGAGCUCAUCCCAAUGGUGGUGUUUGCCAAGGAUGCUCACUACGCUACGGAACAGCUUGCUACAAUUGGCUUUGAUGUGGUCCAGAUCGACUGGACACAGAACCCUACACAUGCCAGACGACUGGCUGGGACAAAGGUGACUCUCCAAGGAAACCUUGAUCCAGUGGCGGUAUUCGGAACAGAUGAUGAGAUUCGGCACAAUGUCAAGGAGAUGAUACAGAAGUUUGGCACUCAGCGUUAUAUUGCCAACCUUGGACAUGGAGUAAUGAAGGAAACCAACCCUGACAAACUUAAAGUCUUCAUCGAUGCUGUACACACAUACUCUGAAGAGAUCAAUGCCUUAUCCUGAUAACUGACAUUAUUUAAAGUAUUGUUUUAUUCAAAUCAUAUCUGAGCAUAGUUAAUUUUAAGGGUUGGUGCAGUCUAGAAUGAGAGAGUUAGUGAAUAUUGCUUUAUUUGCUUUCUUUACAGUGCAUGGUUAUUAAAAAAUUCAAAAUGUGAGUUAUCAAAAUAUAACAAAUAGGAACAAUAUAGAUACAUGUCCUUGGAAUAGAAAAUGGGUGAUUACUGGGACAUGUUUACCUACUUGGAACUUUUGUCAUUAAUGAAACAUUUAGAAGAGACACAGAAGCAUGAUGUACAAUAGUUUUUAGGUGUAGAUUCCCGUCUUGGAUGAAAUUUUUUGAUAACAGUUUCAUAAUAUGUGCCUCUGAAUUUGAAAGAAGUAAGGAUUUUAUUUAAUAUGAAUAUUGAGCAGAAUAAUUGGUCUUUCCCAUGUUGCCCACCAAGCAGGGAUUGGGAUAGAGAACUUUGACAAUGGGCCAUUUUCAGGAUUAUUAGCCAUUUUCUGAAUUUAGAAUGGGCCACUUCUGUUGCAUCAAUAGUAAACAUCAAAAUUUUAAUGGGCCAUUUUUUAUUGUAAUGUGCAAAAUGGCCCAUGGCCCCUGCCCAAGGGUGCUUAUUUCAGAGUCAUACAUAAAUCCCAGCAGUCAGAUGCACCAGUGAAGAAAUCUGGCUUGGGUGUGCUUAAUUGAGUAUGAAAAGCAAUUAAAAUAUGAUGUAUUGUUACUUAAAUAUAUGUUGUCAAGUAAGUUAAGUGGAGUAUUCCAGUAAACCUGAUUUUAUACAGGAAGUCUGGUCUCAACACAAUAUUUAAGAACAUAUUUUUAAUCAGAUAUUGGAAAGGAUUUUCAAAAGUUUUUCAUACUUCCACUUUUAAAUUCCUAACGUUCUGAUCCUGACUUGCCAUGAUUUUUCACCAUUACAAUAAAAAAGAAUUGUAUGAUAAUACAUUUUCGUUGAUAGGAUUUUAUAUAUAUCAGUAUAUAUAUUUCUUUUCACAUAGGCAGCCAACUCUUUUAUGGUACAUAUCAUGUGAUCUUAUGACUGAUGAUAUCUUUACUCAAAAUGUCAUCUUCAUACAAGUACUUGUUAGACAAACAGCAUCUAUGUUCUUUUCGUCAUUGCUUGGUGCCACACUGGCUAUACAGACCUCAGAUCUGAUCGCCUGACAUGUAUACAAGUCACGCCAUGGAUUUGAGUUUUACAAACAUAAACAAUACCAACACAUGUUCAUCUGAAUUCUUUUAAGAAAUAUCUAGAUUGUGUUCAGAUGAGGCAGCAGGUAGACUUCUACUAAUCCAUUUUCCAAACUAUGUAUCCUAUCACAAACCUGUAUCUUCACAUGCUUCAUGUUUACACUGCCAGUGUUAGGAUACUGUAAAUAUAUACCAAGGAAGAUAUUUAUGCCACUGUCAGAAGAUUAAUGUAUUAAAAGUGAAGUAACGGUCACUUAAAGGUUGCAUUAGUCAAAUACCAGAUCAAGACACAGAUCAGCUUGACCCAGGAUGUCAUGGAAACAGAGGAAUCUUUCAGGAAAAUACUGUAUGUCAUGGAGAAUGUCAACUCACAGAUAAAAACAUUCCCAUCUCCAAACGACUUGGUAAGGAUAAGCCAUGGAUGGAAAGGUUAGGAUUAUGUAUUGUUUGGUAGAUUUAUUGUAUAAGGUCUAUUUUGGAUGUAUUCAGAUUUUGUUACAGGAAGACUUCAUUGAAAUAAAGUUUAUAUAUUAUA